This is a messenger RNA of Aspergillus clavatus NRRL 1, 696 nucleotides long. RefSeq lists its product as uncharacterized. The coding region runs from base 1 to 696 and encodes 231 amino acids. The record is from RefSeq and is a predicted model, not a curated record. The transcript has 2 exons. Lineage: Eukaryota; Fungi; Ascomycota; Eurotiomycetes; Eurotiales; Aspergillaceae.
AUGCCCAACCACCACCGCUCCCUUUUCCUCACAGCCCUCCUCGCCGCCACCGUCGCUGCGAUCCCCCAGAGCCAGCCGACCCAAACCCCCUCGCCCUCGCCCACCUCCCCGCCAGCCUCCACCAUCACCACCGUCCCCUCCACAACCUGCCCCCCCGGUUCCACCCUGCACACCACCACCGACUGCACCCUCGGCUUCCCAGUUACCUACUGCCACAGUCCCAUCCCUCUGACCACCCACUGUCCCUCGGGCUACUUCCCGGGCCUCUGGUCCCCCGGCCACUGCGAGGUUGCCGCGACGUGCUACGCCGUCGACUCGCCGUGGAUCACAACCUCGUGCUCGCACGGCGGUAUCCCCUGGAGCACGUCGACGCUGUACAGCGGGAUCCUGGAGGGCGAAACGACGAGUACGACGAUUAGUAUCGUGUCGUGCUCCUGCGCCAGUGACCAGUAUUACAGCGCGACCUCCCUCCCCGGUCGCUCCACCUACGAUAACUUCUGCAUGCCCUCCAGCAAAUGCCCCAGCGGUAUGACCAGCACCACCUCCACGAACGAGUACUGCGUCACUGCGACGGCCGAGUGCGCGACCUGGAACUUCCCGACCGUCACGGAGAGUUGUUAUUGUGCCAACCCGAGCCAGACGGCUGUUUAUCCGAGCGGGGAUGGGGCUGUUGCGACAGGGUGUGCGGCGAUCUGA